Messenger RNA from Aspergillus thermomutatus, 987 nucleotides. RefSeq lists its product as uncharacterized. Bases 1 to 987 code for a protein of 328 amino acids. The record is from RefSeq and is a predicted model, not a curated record. The transcript is spliced from 4 exons. NCBI's taxonomy places the organism in Eukaryota, Fungi, Ascomycota, Eurotiomycetes, Eurotiales, Aspergillaceae.
AUGAACGACCAAAUGGAUUCGUACAUCAAAUGGAGAGAGAGGGAUAGGCUGCCCGAUACCCCACAGUUGGUUCUGGAGCUAGGCGGCAGCCCGUCAGUCUGGACGGAGUCUCGGAACCAAAACUAUUCUGUUUCAGCUUCUCUUCGCAGGAUAUACACCGGACCCGAGAACCCAGCAGUUUCCGAACGAGCCGCCAUCAUUCUAUACAGCGGAGGCAAAGAUAACUAUGACCGCUGCAAAGUUACCCAUCAAUUGUCUUUUCCCGAUACCUGGCAAAAGCUCUUACAGCCAGGUUAUACCUAUAGCCUUCUCUGGACUGGGCAAGAGAUUGCAAACUGGGAUUGGGGCACGCAGCUGGAGGUGGGAAAUAAGCCCAAGUGGCCACCGGUCUUGGUUCCGGGGGGUGCACAUAUCACAUUCACAGUGAACGAAGGGGAGCGGCCUCCUAUUCCGCGGCCUACAACACCACCGCCUAUCAGCCCAAGUGAAAGAGUUCCAGGGGCACCAGUUCUUAGUCUAGAGCUGAGCUGUAGCCCAACAAUGCCUCUGACAGGGAGUCUGGAGAUCUCUAUCAGAGUGAUAUACCACGGUCUACCGGACAACAAUAACAACAUAACCGGGGAUGAAGAACUCCGACCAAUCACUUUCCACACCUAUGCAUUCAAACCGGUAGAUGGCCAAUUCCGCGUCUAUCGCCAUCGCUGUCGAGAUCAAUCUAGUCUAGAGACAGAGGAGGAAUGGGAGACAUUUGAGGGCGACGGCUAUCGACAUCAGUUUUGGGACAAUCCCGAUAAGCUGAUAAAUGUGUCCGAGAACCCAGAUGGUCAGUUCCCGACCCUCUUCCCUGGGGAAUCCUGGUCAGACUCCUGGACAAUGACGGCGGACGGGGACGGACUACCCGAUGACCUGAAACCCGGCGAGCGGCUCCGAUACCAGUUCAAGGGAAAUACACUGGACUGGUGGAGGCUCACGCCCAGACCAUCGUAA